AUGAAAGAUUUAGCUGUCACUUAUCUCUUAUGGUUUUUCUUGGGUGUCUUUGGUAUCCAUAGAUUUUAUUUAAAUCGUCCAUGUAGUGGUGUUUUAUAUUUAUUUACUGGUGGUAUUUUCCUUAUUGGUUGGUUAGUUGAUAUUUGUUUAAUUCCAUCAAUGGUCGAAGAAGAAAAUGAACGUGAUUGCCACACUAUUACCAACGUUAACGUUGUUUCAAAUGUCUCAACUGGUUAUCCACCACAACCAGCAUACCCACAACAAGGUUAUCCACAACAACCAGCAUACCCACAACAAGGCUAUCCACAACAAGGUUACCCACAACAACCAGCAUACCCACAACAAAACUAUUCACAACCACCACAAGCUUAUCAACCACCACCAUUCCAACAACAACAACAAGCUUACCAACCACAACCAGGAGGUAGAUCAGAAUUUUAA
Dictyostelium purpureum is the source of this 441-nucleotide messenger RNA. RefSeq lists its product as uncharacterized. The transcript has 3 exons. NCBI's taxonomy places the organism in Eukaryota, Evosea, Eumycetozoa, Dictyosteliales, Dictyosteliaceae. The record is from RefSeq and is a predicted model, not a curated record. Bases 1 to 441 code for a protein of 146 amino acids.